Kazachstania africana CBS 2517 is the source of this 531-nucleotide messenger RNA. RefSeq names its product Rtg1p (gene RTG1). The record is from RefSeq and is a predicted model, not a curated record. Gene Ontology annotation, molecular function: DNA-binding transcription factor activity, RNA polymerase II-specific; RNA polymerase II cis-regulatory region sequence-specific DNA binding; protein dimerization activity. Gene Ontology annotation, biological process: regulation of transcription by RNA polymerase II. NCBI's taxonomy places the organism in Eukaryota, Fungi, Ascomycota, Saccharomycetes, Saccharomycetales, Saccharomycetaceae. The coding region runs from base 1 to 531 and encodes 176 amino acids. The transcript has a single exon.
AUGGACACCAUUCCGGAGACGCUGUCAUCAUCAGUGAAGUCUACAACGAGCAACACAUUUCAGAACGACCGCAAACGUCGAGAUAAUAUAAACGAGAGAAUACAAGAACUGUUGACACUGAUACCAUCAGAAUUCUUUGCAGACUACUAUAAUGGAAGCGCAGGUACGGAUUCCAGUGGUCCAGGUACAAUGAGCGAUACACCAGGAUCUGCCGCAAAGGCAAAGGGUACCGGCACAAAAGAUGGUAAGCCAAACAAGGGCCAGAUCUUGACGCAGGCAGUUGAAUACAUCACGAAUCUGCAAAACCAAGUGGACAUAAAAAACAGGGAAGAAAUAGAACUAAUGAUGAAAGUGCAGUCACUGAUCAAGAAGACGGGUGCCAUAAUAAAGGAUAUCAAUCUGGAUAAUACCAGCGCGGAAGUGGAACUGGCGAAGAUUGGUGUUGGACCAUUAGCAGGAACCGCGGAACAGACUGCAGAUUCCAAAUCUAACGAAAUCAUGAAUAGCAACGGUUACAGUGAAUACGACUGA